UUCUUCCUUUCUCACUCUUAAUUUCCUCUAAUGGCUGCUACAACUUUGAAGCUUAAUUCAAUUCCCAAUCAUGUCACAUUUUUUGAAACAACUCGUCCUAUGUCUCAUUCUUUUGGACAAGUCUUGAUCCCGAUAAAACCCAAUAAUGUUUUGUCAUUGUCGUCGUCUUCUCGACGGUUGUCGGUUUCGUCUUCUUUGGUAUUGGUACCGUUGAUGGAUGUGUUUUCUUCUUCUUGUUCUACCGCUGCUGCGGCCGCCAUGGUUCACAAGGUGGCCAGUUUGGCGCACUUGUGGCGGCAGAUUCAUGGCUGCAAUGACUGGGAAGAUCUCAUGGAGCCCACGCUUCACCCGCUUCUGCGACGUGAAAUUAUCCGAUACGGCGAGUUCGUUACCGCUUGUUAUAAAGCUUUCGAUCUUGAUCCAAACUCCAAACGGUAUUUGACCUGCAAGUUUGGGAAGAAGAAUUUGUUGAGGGAAGUGGGGUUGGAGAGUUCAGGUUAUGAAGUUACUAAAUACAUCUAUGCUACCCCACCGGAUAUCAAUAUUUCUCCCAUCCAAAAUUCCCCGCCAUCUUGUGGUCGGUGGAUCGGGUACGUUGCCGUCUCCUCCGAUGAAACCAGCAAGAGACUUGGACGACGAGAUAUCGUCAUCACUUUCCGAGGUACCGUCACCAACCCAGAAUGGAUUGCUAAUCUCAUGAGCUCCCUCACGCUCGCCCGCCUCGAUCCCCAUAAUCAUCGGCCUGACGUCAAGGUUGAGUCAGGAUUCUUAACACUCUACACGAGCGAAGAAACGAGCAUGAAAUUCGGGCUCGAGAGCUGCCGAGAGCAGCUAUUAUCAGAAGUGUCAAGGCUACUAAACAAGUACAAAGAGGAAGAAGUGAGCAUAACCAUGGCUGGGCAUAGCAUGGGAAGUGCAUUAGCUCUUCUUCUAGCUUAUGACAUAGCUGAGUUAGGGUUGAAUAGAAGAACAAACAAUGAAGUGGUACCAGUUUCAGUGUUUUCUUUUGGAGGUCCAAGAGUUGGGAAUUCAGGCUUCAAAAAAAGAUGUGAAGAAUUGGGAGUAAAAGUUUUAAGAAUUGUGAAUGUGAAUGAUCCCAUCACAAAGAUGCCAGGUGUUUUAUUCAAUGAAAAUUUUAGGGUUUUUGGAGGACUCUUAAAUGGAGGUGGUAAUAAUAGCUAUGAACAUGUUGGAGUUGAAUUGGUUCUUGAUUUCUUCAACAUGCAAAACCCUUCUUGUGUUCAUGAUUUGGAGACUUACAUAAGCCUUUUAAGAUGUGAUCCAAAACAAGAAGAAGAUCAUCAAGAUAAUGAUGAUGAUGAUCAUAAUAAUGGGAGAAGAAAGAUUAUUAUUAAUAGUGGGGAAUUUAUCAACAAAGCUAUGGAGUUUUUGUGUAGUAAUGCACAAAUCUUGAACAUGUUUCCAUGGAGGAUUCCAGUGAAUUACUUGAGUCAAUCACAAAAUUAG
Molecule: messenger RNA, 1467 nt
Organism: Benincasa hispida (wax gourd)
Lineage: Eukaryota; Viridiplantae; Streptophyta; Magnoliopsida; Cucurbitales; Cucurbitaceae
Product: galactolipase DONGLE, chloroplastic-like
Biological process (GO): jasmonic acid biosynthetic process
Cellular component (GO): chloroplast
Molecular function (GO): glycerophospholipid phospholipase A1 activity
Source: RefSeq, a predicted model, not a curated record